Messenger RNA from Prosopis cineraria, 674 nucleotides. Its product is annotated as protein LURP-one-related 11-like. The record is from RefSeq and is a predicted model, not a curated record. The transcript is spliced from 3 exons. Lineage: Eukaryota; Viridiplantae; Streptophyta; Magnoliopsida; Fabales; Fabaceae. Bases 80 to 604 code for a protein of 174 amino acids.
UCAUGUUCAUCCCUUUGAUUCCUCUGCAACGAGGACUUGCCACCACUUCACUUCCAAACAAGAAACUUUUACCAUAUGGAUGAAAUCUCUGAUCCUAAAUGGAAAUGGCUGUACUGUGUUUAACUCCCAAGGCCAAAUUGCGUAUCGUGUUGACAAUUAUGACAUCAGGUGUGCACAUGAAGUUUUUCUCAUGGAUCCAAAAGGCAAUGUCUUGUUUACCAUACUCAGAAAGAGGCAUAAGUUCACAAGGGUUUGGGAGGGCUACAGAUACAAUAAUGAUCAGAAAGAACCAAACUUUCGAGUCAGAUCAUCAAAAUUAGGCUGCAGGGUUCAAAGAGAAGGUUUGACGACAUACGAAGUUAUGCUUGGACUGGACAAGAAUCAACCAUAUUCUCACACAAUUGAAAGCAGCACUGGGAAGUCAUCUUUUUGCAAAAUCUCAGAUCAGUUCGGAGGGCUAGUUGCUUGGUUAAAAAGAAAGAAGGCAAGCUGUGGAGUAGAUUUGGGAGAAGAUGUCUUGUCAAUGGUAGUGGAACCAAAUAUAGACCUUUCUCUUAUUAUGGGGCUUGUUGUUGCUUACUGCCUCAUCAACUCUAAAAUGUAAUGUUUAGUGGUUAGAAUUAAUAUAGUUGUACUUCAUUAUAGCUGGAGAUCAACCCUUUAUAUAAUUUACA